Molecule: messenger RNA, 333 nt
Organism: Lachnellula hyalina
Lineage: Eukaryota; Fungi; Ascomycota; Leotiomycetes; Helotiales; Lachnaceae
Exons: 3
Coding region: 1-333 (110 amino acids)
Source: RefSeq, a predicted model, not a curated record
AUGGCCAUGGGAAAUGAACCUGCAAGAGCAAGAACUGAGAAGACACCUCCUUCGAACUGGCCGCGAAGGGGGAAUGCAAUGCUUCCCUUGUACAGAAAAAGGCCUGCGAAGAAGCCUUUGAAUCUCGCAAAGAACAACCCGGAUUUCAUACACAACGGAAUAACUGACCGGACUUUCAAGGCGAGCAGCAUGCACUCGGAGUGGCUGCGCAAGUACUCUGUAGUGAUGAAAGACAUUAAUGUGCUUCUUCAAGGAGUGGGACGCGAGAAGCGGGACUACUGUCUGCGAGUACCCCGCAAUUGUCGUCAGAACCGAACUGAUGGGAUUCUUUAG